GGAAAGGCCACACUCCGUUUUUCUGCGUCUGUUUGCGGGAAGCAGCGAGUUAACCUCUGUACGAUGACUGGUCAUGCUGUACUGCCUAUGCACGCCUGCUGAAUAGCUAGCUAGACUAGGUUUAUUACGUGCUAAUAACCAUUGCUGUUCGAUAAUGGUGCGGAUAGGGCUGCAAUCCUCUCCAACCCUUUGGUUACGUACACAAUUGCCAGAAGCGCGGGAGCCGACUCGGAAGCAUUGCUUUGAUGCGCGUAAGGCAAAACAUAAGCAAAGCAGCAACAUCUAAAUAUAGAGCUAUGGCGCAUUGAUGUCCAAAGUCCGCAUGACUCCAGCACGCGCCAACUUGACGGUUCCCGGUCGGAAGAGUUCUGAGCCAGUACUAUCCUUGCGCUGAAGCUGUUGCUAUACUUGUGCCUACAAUUUUAAAAAAGCGUGAGCUCACUUGGCCGGACUUGACGGAAGGGCUUCAGGCGUAUGCAGUCGUGUCGUUAGCCAUGGCGCCGAAGAAACAGCCCCAGCCUCCCGCUGCCAAAGCGCAGCGGGCGCCUGCAAAUGAUGGCUACGAGUUCUCGGGAAAUGAUGAACGCUCAGAGCUGAUGCAGCUCGCGAACAAGCUGAAGUCGCCAAACAAGGGAAAGGAUGCGCUCGUUAAGCUGUUGAAGCAAUUGCGGACUGCGCUGGAGGCGCUGCCGCAGGACGUAGAAGCGCUGGGUGCCGCGAAGGAAAUCCUUCCACAACAGCUGUACCAGCACGCAACGCACGAGCGGGCAGACAAGGAUGUACGGCUGUACAGCGCGGCCUGCCUGGUGCACCUCAUGCGGGUCUUCGCGCCGGACAUUCCCUACGACGACGAGGAGCUUAAGGUUUUGUUCGGAGUGCUGCUGGACUGCUGGUCCCGGCUGGCGGAUACGGAUGCGGCCACCUUCGACCUGUGCUGCACCACACUGCAGGUCUUUGCGGAUGUCAAGUUCUACGUGCCGCUGUUGGACCUGGGCGACCCGCAGCUGCUCACACGCACCUUCGCCACCCUGCUGCAGGCGGCAAGGCCUGAGAGCCUGGAGGCGCUCCAGCGCCCCGUGCUGGAGGUGCUGGGUGGCAUGCUGGAGGAGGAGGGG
Molecule: messenger RNA, 1115 nt
Organism: Astrephomene gubernaculifera
Lineage: Eukaryota; Viridiplantae; Chlorophyta; Chlorophyceae; Chlamydomonadales; Astrephomenaceae
Source: the annotation of a GenBank genome assembly